AUGGACGUCGACGAAGCUCUUGUUGUGAUGUAUUAUUAUUUGAGAAGAAAACGAAGAAAGACAGCCAAGGAAAGAAAAUAUUGGGUGCACCCAAUCCUGAGAGAAAGAUUUAGUUUGGGAACAUUUCAGAAUUUAAUAACAGAAUUGAGGAGUGACGAAAUUAAGUUUUUCAAUUAUUUUAGAAUGUCGAUAACUACAUUCAACCAUCUAUUGGCUCAAAUAUCAGUGAGCAUAAACUACCAAAAUACGAGAUUUAGAGACUGCAUUUGUACUGAAGAAAGGUUGGCGAUAUUUUUAAGAUAUUACGCAUCGGGUUGUUCCUUCAAAGAAUUGCACUAUAGUUACAGAGUUGGUGUGUCAACUAUUAGUAAAAUCUGCAAAGAAAUUAGUUCCACUAUCUGGGAUGUAUUAAGAGACGAGUUCAUGAAAAUUCCUGAUAAUGAGAGUAAAUGGUUGGAAAUUGCCAAAAGUUUUGAUAUGAAAGCCAACUUUCCGCACUGUCUUGGAGCAGUUGAUGCCGUUGUUGAUUCAGAAUAUCGUUUUAUUUUUAUGAGUGUUGGCUCGUAUGGAAAAGAAUGCGAUUCUUCAAUAUUCAAGGAGUCAACUAUAUGGAAGAAACUGAAUGAUGGUAGUUUAAAUAUACCAAAACCAAGGCCUCUACAUGCAACACUUCAAAAUGAUAUGCCUUAUGUUCUCGUGGGCGAUGAGGCUUUCCCUCUGUCAACAAAUUUGUUAAGACCUUUUGGAGGCACUCAUUUAGACCACAUGAAAAAAAUAUUUAACUAUCGUUUAAGUCGGGCAAGAAGGUACGUUGAAUGCGCAUUCGGUAUUUUAGCCAAUAAAUGGAGAAUAUUUCAUCGGCCACUGGAUGUCCACCCAGACACGGCUAUCGAAAUUGUAAAAGCGUGUACAGUAUUACACAAUUUUGUAAGAGAAAAGGACGGUCUGAACUUUGAAGAUAUUCAUUAUACGGCAGAAAAUCCGAUGCAAGAACAAGUACAACUGCAAAACUGUAAUCCACGUGGUGGUCCUAUUGCAAAUGAUAUACGGUCUGAAUUUGCAAACUACUUCGUUUCAACAAUAGGCUCGGUGCCUUGGCAACCAGAAGCGCAUGGUUAAUAUUUAUGUUUUGAAUUUUACGUAUAUUAUUAAAUAAAUAACUUCAAACACUUACCACA
Melitaea cinxia (Glanville fritillary) is the source of this 1178-nucleotide messenger RNA. RefSeq lists its product as uncharacterized. The transcript has 3 exons. The record is from RefSeq and is a predicted model, not a curated record. NCBI's taxonomy places the organism in Eukaryota, Metazoa, Arthropoda, Insecta, Lepidoptera, Nymphalidae. The coding region runs from base 1 to 1119 and encodes 372 amino acids.